Molecule: messenger RNA, 619 nt
Organism: Pseudonaja textilis
Lineage: Eukaryota; Metazoa; Chordata; Lepidosauria; Squamata; Elapidae
Product: transcription factor HES-5-like
Biological process (GO): regulation of DNA-templated transcription
Molecular function (GO): protein dimerization activity; DNA binding
Source: RefSeq, a predicted model, not a curated record
GCAAACAGGAGGGUUAUUAUUAGGUUCCCCCCUCGCCGCUUCCCCCGGGUCCAAUUUCCAGAAUGACGCCUGCCAACCUCAUGUUCGUGGACCAGAAGAGGCUGCUCACCCCUAAGGAGAAAAACAAACUGAGAAAACCCAUGAUCGAAAAAAUGCGCCGGGACAGGAUGAAUAGCAGCAUUGAGCAGCUCAAACAGCUACUGGAGAAAGACCUGCGAGUCCAGCAGGCCGGUUCCAAGCUGGAGAAAGCCAACAUCCUAGAAAUGGCCGUCAGCUACCUGAAGCAUCAGAACAGGGCGCAGGGCGCAGCAGGCCCUCCCCCCAAGGAGAAGGAAGUGGAUUUCCAAGAAGGCUACGCCAGAUGCCUCCGAGAAGUCUCCCGCUUCCUGCUCCUUCACAAAGUGCACCCCCAGACCCAGAAGAAGCUGAUGUGCCACUUUCAACGCGUCCCCCUGCCCACGCUGGAGUCUCCCUUCGCCUCGCCGGCUGCUCGCUGGAAGAAGCCACCCAAUCCCAAGAAGAACUGUUGUUCUCUUUGGCGACCAUGGAUGGAGUCAAGUCGAUGAUGAAGAUGUGGAAGGACUUUCUCUCCUUCUCUCUCUCUCUCUCUUUCUCUCUC